Messenger RNA from Cotesia congregata, 6926 nucleotides. The record is from the annotation of a GenBank genome assembly. NCBI's taxonomy places the organism in Eukaryota, Metazoa, Arthropoda, Insecta, Hymenoptera, Braconidae.
GAAGAAAAAUUAAUACGUACCAGUGCCGUGCGGGAAGAAAAGUGUCUUUUGCAACAGGAUGCGAACUUCCUGAAAUUUUCUGAAAUUUAAGAAGAAGAUUAACUGUGGAUCAUAACGAUGGAUUGGAGAAACGGGAGCCUGUACUUCCUGUGGCUGGUGCUGGGACUGGCGUCGAUUAACGGAUAUGCGGAGAAAAAAGUUGUUUGUUAUUAUACCAACUGGUCGAUAUACAGGCCAGGCACGGCCAAGUUUUCACCUGAAAAUAUAAAUCCCUAUCUUUGUACGCAUCUUAUUUACGCUUUUGGAGGGUUUACGAAAGACAAUACGCUCAAACCGUUCGAUAAGUAUCAAGACAUUGAAAAAGGUGGAUACGCCAAGUUUAAUGGUCUGAAAACCUACAAUAAGAAACUAAAAACGAUGCUGGCGAUAGGAGGGUGGAAUGAAGGUUCUACGCGAUUUUCUCCGAUGGUAGCAGACCCAGAAAGACGUCGCGCGUUGGUUAAAAACGCAGUUAAAUUUUUGCGUCAGAACCACUUUGAUGGACUGGACCUCGAUUGGGAGUACCCGGCUUUCCGAGAUGGCGGGAAGCCGAGGGAUAAAAAUAAUUACGCGGAUCUCGUCCAGGAACUGAGGCAAGAAUUCGAGAGGGAAUCAUCGAAGACUGGACGACCGAGAUUGCUUCUUUCUAUGGCAAUACCCGCGGGUAUUGAGUAUCUGGAGAAAGGAUACGAUUUGGCAAGACUCAAUGAGUACCUAGAUUUCUUCAAUCUCCUAUCCUACGACUACCACUCGGCAUUUGAACCUGCCGUUAAUCAUCAUUCCCCGCUCUACGGGCUCGAGGAGGACAACGAGUAUAAUUAUGACAACGAACUCACUGUCGAUUUUACAAUGUCUUAUUUACUUAAACAUCACGUUUCUCCGGACAAAUUAAUCUUGGGAAUCCCAACUUACGGACGCUCGUACACUCUAUACAAUCAAGACGCCACUGCGAUUGGCUCUCCGGCUGAUGGUCCGGGAGAAGAAGGAGACGCUACUAGAGAAAAAGGAUACCUUGCUUAUUAUGAGAUCUGCGCAAAUGUUAAGUCAAGUCAGUGGGAAGUCGUCCAGCCGAAUCCAAAAGCCAUGGGCCCGUAUGCUUUCAAAGGCAAUCAAUGGGUCGGUUAUGAUGAUGAAGAUAUUGUCAAAAUGAAGUCUCUGUAUGUUGUUGAGAAGAACUUGGGCGGUAUCAUGUUUUGGGCGAUUGACAAUGAUGAUUUCCGUGGUAAUUGUCAUGGUCGUCCGUACCCACUUAUUGAGGCGGCCAAGGAAGCCUUGUUAGGUGCAAUUGAAAACGAACAAACGACACAGAAACCGAAAUCAGGACUGAGGAAAAAAACCAGACCUCAACUCAGUAGCCAAAGGUCAAACGACUCUAAUAACAGACGAGCGAGACCAGAAAAACAAAGACCUACUACAACUCAGUCUCCAAGAAAACGAGUUUCCCAGAGAACCGAGUCUAACGCUCGAAACCGGGGAAGUUCAGAAGAAAACGAGGACCGGAAAGUUGAAGACGAAGGCAACGCUGUUAGAGAAACCAGUGGUCAAUGGAAAUCGAACCAGAGAAACCGAUCUAGCAAAGGAACAAAUCGUAGAAAGGUUCAGACGACCGAGAGGUAUGAAGAACCAAUUGAAGAAGAAGCUAGAGAGUCGACGAGUGGCAGAUUGACGACACCGGAACCUCCUACUACUCCUGAUCCUGGAAGUGAUUUCAAAUGCGAAGAUGAAGGAUUUUUCUCUCACCCGCGAGACUGUAAAAAAUAUUUCUGGUGCCUCGACAGCGGCCCGGGAGGUCUCGGUAUCGUUGCUCAUCAAUUCACAUGUCCGUCGGGAUUAGUAUUCAACAAAGCCGCAGACUCGUGCGACUAUCCCAGGAAUGUUGUCUGUCCAAAAGCGAAAACCAAAGCCGCGACAACGACUCCCAAAGCUCCGGUGACUACUACGAGUCGGCCGACCACCACGACGAGACGCACCACAACAACAGAAGAGACGAACUCUGCCGAAGAGUACGAGUAUGAAGAAGACGAAAAUGCGACUGACGAAGAAAUUAUUGAAGAAAUAAAAAGUACGACCUCGAGACCGCUGAUUUACAAAACGAUAUCGAGGAAUAAGCCAACGACUAUGACUACAGAGGCUACUGAAGCUCCAACGACGAAUCCCCCGAGAAUUUUCAAGCCGAAUUCCGCGAAAGUCUUCGACCUAGAAGACGAAGAGGACCCGAGAGUCAUCAAGGAGCUUAUUGAGCUGAUCAAAAAAGCUGGAGGCUUGGAACAGCUGGAACGCCAGCUGAAUAUCCAGGAGAAGAGUCCAAUGAGAAAGUCCGACACUGGAGACGACGGACCAGUCGUCACUCCGGCGACAAUCAGCCGCAGUUUGUACGAAAGAGUCCUCAGUCGGCAGGCAAACAAAGUCAACCAUUUAUUCGGGCCGACCACUCAGAGAACUACCACCGAAGAGUCCAAAAAGACCAAGAGCGAAACCCAGAAUGGACCUGGUGGAGCGCAGUUCGAAGGUCUAGAUGACGUACCGGAAGUUAAAAGUCUCAGGCGCACUAAAAAACCACAGUAUGUUACUAUAGAAAGACAAAGACCUUCCACCACUCCGGUAUUUGAAGAUGAGUUCGACGAAGAAGAACUGGCGGAUGAAAGCUCUGAGGAAGACAAUGCGGAUGUUGCGUCCUCUGAAGAGCAAACGGUUAGCGACCUUCCGGAAAGUAGAAAAGACUCGGCUAAGAAAGUGACGCCUAAUUACGUAAACAUUCUUCGCAGUCGUCCGACUACUUCUGCGUAUGAAAAUGAUUUAGAUGUUAGAGACGAGGCUAAGGAAAAAGAAGCGAAAUUUUCACAAGAAAAUUCAGACAAAACUGAAAAUGAAAGCUUCUCUCGCCAGAGACCAGUAAUUUCAUCGUCAAAUGACGACGUAGAAAAAGAGACAGUGGUCCCAAAAAAUAGGUAUACUAACACUCAACGAUUCAGAAGUACCACUUUAAGAACAGAUGAAUCAACAGCUUUCACCGAGAGCAUUAAACCCAGUGAAAAAACUACAACGGAGAUUGUAAACCCGACAACUCCGGCAAUUAAUCAAGAAAGAAAAGAACUAAUUUCAGAAACAUUAGCCUUUUCCACGUUACCUGUCUCUACAAUUGAGUUUUCAUCGACACCAGUUGCUGAGACGAGCAAACAACCAUCAACAGCUACAGAAGUAAUAUCAGGAUCUAAAGCGACAAUCAGCACCACGCAUUUGCCUCUUGCAGAAUCAACAAUUGAAGAGGUGGAAAAUUUGGUCACUGAAAUUCCAAUGACAACCCAGCCGACAACCAGAGCCACUCAAGCAUCCCGCACGACGGCUGUGUCACAACCGCGACCCUUCGGCUUUCCAAGACGUGGACGACCGACGACUACUACAGCAUCACCUACGGUCGCUUCAACGACAGAUCAAUCUCGAGUUAAGGUGAGUACUAGACCGACGAGAAACUUUGCGAGAACAAGAACAAGGUCGAAACCAAGCGAGUUGACCAUCGAAAAUCAAAAUCAUCUUGACGCCGAAGUUUCUGAUGAUAAUUUGAGCGAAAAUGUCAAGCCCAAACCGGUGAGCAGCAGUAGAUCGAGAUUCGUAAUACGGCGAGGAGGCUCCCGGUUCUCUACCCAGCCGUCAAAUGUCUCCGAGAGUUUUAACGAUUUUUCGGGGCGAAGACGAACCAGGCCCACUACGACUACGACUACAACUACGACUCCAGCAGCUUCUGAAUCAACGCCCGCUGAGAGCAGACCAACUAGUCAGCGCAGACGAGGAAGACCUACUACUACUACUACUACUCCCAUUCCUGAUUCUACUACUCAGAGCAAUAAUAACCGAAGACGACGACCGACUACUCCAGUGACAGACAGUCCAAUCUUUAGAAUAGUGCCCCAAAGUGUCCAAGAGCCGGUUUUAAAUUACUCCAGGUUGGGAUCAAACACCAAUGAAGACUCUGAAAAAAUAACAAAUCUUAAAAUCUUGAAACUUGCCGAGUAUCAAAACGACUCUUUGAAUGCCAUUGAAUUUACUACGCCUGAAAAUGAAACUUCAAAACAGGAUCUUGACUCAGCAACCGAAUCGACGACAUUAAUAACUUCUCCCGACCCUUUCACUAAGUACACGACCGCAGACUAUUCAACUCUGACAACGGUAGAUGCCGAGGAAAGUGAAGGUGAACAGAAACAGACAAAGAAAAAGGUGCUGCUGAGAAAGCGACCGGUUUCGGACGAUAACUCCUCUGAAGAUACUCUCAAGCGACGGCGCAAAAUAAUAAGGCGCUUAGGACCUGUUUCUCAGGAAGAAAAUCUGACAACCACUUCUGGGAGCUAUGUUGAAAACAACGAAGUUAUUACAACUACAGAGUCUUUUAAUACUUUGAAUGAUCAAGAGAAUUCAACGGUUGAAGCUACUACAGUCGCUAUGGACACACAGUACACUACAACAGAUAUGGAAACCACGACUGUUAUUUCUUCUGAAGAAAACACGACAUUGAUCAGCAAUGACAUUGAUGCGGAAACAACUACCGUAAAUUCUAUGACAACCGAUGAUUCUUCGGAAAUAGUAACUACGACGGUAGUUACUACAACAGUCGCGCCUUCUACGACUGAAAAAGUAAAUACUAGAUUUGUAAGAAGAAAAUUUGUUCGCAAGCGACCUGUAGGUUAUUCCGCAUCAUCUACUACGCCAACUAGACGAUUUGGUUUUCCUAAAAGUACAACAGAAGUGCCUACUUCCAGCUUCGCUCCCUCGAAACGUCGGAAGAAUUUGUUUGUUCGCAGACGACCCCUUCCCUCAACGACGUCCUCUAGUAGUGAGUCGUUUGAAAACGACGAAGAUAACGAAUUCAACACUGUGACAGUAGACGUUAAGACUUCUUCGAUCAGUCCGGCUCAAGAUCUUCCGACUCUCAAGAAUUUAAUCAAUCAUGAAUUACUAAGUCAAAGCGUUGAUCAUGUUUAUGAUGAUUUUGAUGAAGAAAUAGUUAACUCUGGUAGUUAUGAGACAGAUAGUGAUCAUUUUCAGGGCAUUCCAGUUUCUGUCAGAAUACUCAGUGACGAAAAUAGUCAAGAACUUGCUGAUCAACUAGCUGUCCUUCAUCUCCCGCAGAGUAUUUUGAAUUCUUUGGUUUCUCACAGUAAUAUCCUGAGAAUUCAAGUGGUCAAUCAGCCGCAAGAAGACGAUAAUAAUGAUAUUAACAAGGACAAUCUUACAACUACAACUAGUUUUACAGAUUCAACUUUGACCACUGAAACGCCAACUACAAUCCAAGAAAAUCCUUCGAGUGUACGAGGGUUCUUCAUCACCAAAAGUCUCAAUACAUCUCAAUCAACCACGCCAACGCCAACAAGUGACUCUUCAGAGCCAUCAACUAUCCAACCAAGCACUCAGUCGACUGAUUUACCAGAAUCGACAACUGAUUCUUCAAACUUAUCAACUCAAUCUACCGUUUCUUUCGCACUUUCUCUGUCUACUUCAUCCACUAGUGAUUCUAGUGAAACAACUUCAGAAAUAGAAGUUAAUUCGUCGACAAUUAGUCCUGUAGAUGCAACUAGGGAAAUAGUUAGUAAAACAGUAACAAUUAACGAAGUAACAACUCUACCUCCGACCACUGAGCACACGACGGUUUCUUCUGAAACUGAAAGAGCUCUAAAAUCAAUAAAACAGAUAACAGUUCUUCGCCGUCGACUAGAUGAAUCAAUAGCCGAUCCCUCUAGGCAAGAUCGUCAGUUUGAUUCUCAGGAAAGUAAAAUCACAGCGCCGGACGCGUCGCAGAACAACUGGAGGAAAAGGGUGAUCCGAAAACGGCCUAGGUCUUUGCUGGUUGAGGACCAGAGUCUAUCGGAAAGCCAAUUUCAAGACACUGUGGUCACGGGCAAGUCGGUGGUCCCUCCGACAAAUACUGAUGAUAAGCUCAAUAAGACUGGGAAAUUACUCACCGUUGGAGAGGUCAAUCCGGUGCGCACUUCAACUAACUUUUUAAGGAAGCCUGGAACGCGACUAGAAGUUCAAAACCGGCUUAAAAAUUCCAGAAAUAAAACUCAAGAUGGAACAAACUCGGAAAGAAGAUAUUCCAGUAAAGUAAAGUCAGAUUACGACCAAAGCGGUCGUGCGCAAGAGCUUGAAGUAUUGGUAGCAGACCCACCGACAGAAACUUCUUCACCUCGACUAGGUAAUGAAAAAAUAGCUUCGAGGUUGAGAGAUGUGAGAGAUAGCGUCGACGAAGACGCUACUGAGCCGUCAAUAUUCACCACGGCCAGAACUACUACGCCAACUAGGCGGAGACAGAAACCCAAGAGUGAAAGACCGGUAAAGACAACGACACAGCGGCCUAGACACCCGGCGAUCAUUGACUACGACUACUACGUCGACGAGGAAGUCCGUCUGUCACUAGGUCCCGAGCUCCGGGACAAAAUUUACGUGACAGACCGCGGGACUAUUGGUUGUCUGGACCAAGGAACCUUCGCUCAUCCUACAUCGUGCAAAAAAUUCAUCACCUGUGCCAAGAUGGUUGGUGGCCAGGUCAGCGCUACGGAGUACACCUGCCCGAAGAAACUGUCUUUUGAUCCGGUCGGUGGCAUUUGCAACUGGUCCGCUGGUCUUGGUUGCAACGAAUCUACAUAAUUUUUUUUUCAUUAAUUACUUAUGGUAAUUAUUUUUAUAAUAAAGUAAUUACUUACGAUAUAGAUAAAAGAUUGUUAAAGGCAUUACUUGCUGAUCGCUGAUUAUAAAAAUAACUAUUUUUGAUAUAGUUUAUGAUUUUAAAUUUAACGCAAUAUGAUCAUUGAAACUGUAGCCAUAUGUAUAUUACUUUUUAAGCACAGUGUCGUGAUAUUAUCGUUUAAAUGUAUGUGUAUCAGAUAUAUUCAUCGUUG